Messenger RNA from Tripterygium wilfordii, 906 nucleotides. RefSeq names its product PLAT domain-containing protein 2-like. The coding region runs from base 1 to 906 and encodes 301 amino acids. The record is from RefSeq and is a predicted model, not a curated record. Lineage: Eukaryota; Viridiplantae; Streptophyta; Magnoliopsida; Celastrales; Celastraceae. The transcript has 6 exons.
AUGUCGAUCAAACGAGAGAUAAUUGACAGCAAAUGCUCGUUUGUUGCCAGGACUAAUGGUACAAGUUCUCUUGUGUUUACAACUUUUGCACAAAGUCCAUAUUCCAGAACGGCAAGGAGAGAAAUGACAAUCAAGAAUACCACUCUCUUCUUUUUCAUCUUCCUCUCAUUCUUCUUUGUUGAUGCUCGUCCCUUGAUGGGGGGUGAUGAUUGUGCGUACACGGUCUUGAUCAAAACUGAAGAUUUGUUCAGAAGAGGCAAAAUGGUCAUGGAGCUCCAAAACGCAGACGGAGAGACGACGGUGAUAAAGGAUCUUAAACCUUGGGCCAAUCAGAUGGGCCUGGACAUAUUCGACGGACGGGCCAAGUGUUUAUAUGGGCCUGUGUCCACUAUGAAUCUAGACUCGAAUACUUGGCGAUUGAACUCUGCAGAGCUUGACGUGAUGUCAUCGCGAUUACACAUCCACUCCAGGAAUGAGUUGUUUGCGGUGGAGCAGUGGGAGGGGGAUAGUGAUUCGACGUCGUUUCAUAAGGGCAGCAUGAAUGAGUGUAGUUGUCUGAUCUUUAUGGCCAAUUCCGUGGACAACGUUUCUUCGCUGAGAGCCAUCAGUGGUAGACAAAAGGUUUUUGCGAUGUGGAAUCAAAGGAGCCUCUUCUAUUUUAGUAGUAGUUCUUCGAUCAACAAGAUGAAGCUGGAAAAGCCUUUUGUUAACAAAGCCCAAGACGAAGAAGAGAGGUUAUUCAUUAGUGAAUUGUUUGGAAGUAUUCAAGAUUCAGAGGAGGACCAAUGCACUAGUUCCCCAAUCGAUGUGCUUCCCCUGCAUUUUAGCGUUGACAUUAUUGGUUGCGAUUUCCAUACGUUGCAGUCACUGACCUAUCUUAUAGGGCACUCUCAUGCACAGAUAUGA